This is a messenger RNA of Capsicum annuum, 1757 nucleotides long. RefSeq names its product MLO-like protein 6. The transcript is spliced from 15 exons. Gene Ontology annotation, biological process: defense response. NCBI's taxonomy places the organism in Eukaryota, Viridiplantae, Streptophyta, Magnoliopsida, Solanales, Solanaceae. The record is from RefSeq and is a predicted model, not a curated record. The coding region runs from base 295 to 1467 and encodes 390 amino acids. Gene Ontology annotation, cellular component: membrane.
UUCAAGAUCUUUCCUCGUCGCUGCUUUCCUCUUGUCAACUCAUUUACCCUUGACCACAUAUCAUUCCAGUUCCUUGGACAUCUUUGUAUCUUCUGCCACUUUAAGACUCCUUCCCAUAAUUCAUUUGUGCUAUCACAUCCAAAAAAAAAGGUUCAGCGAAAUUGUGGCAAUACACUUCCCUCCAGAGUGUGUCAGUAUCUCCUCAUUGUCAAAAUCUUCUUUACUAUUCAGUGGUUAUGGAAGAAACAAAAGAGACCACUAUAUGAAGCACUUGAGAAGAUCAAGUCAGAGCUUAUGUUGUUGGGGUUUAUAUCAUUAUUCUUGACGGUCGUACAGAAUCCAGUGUUUAAGAUAUGUAUCCUUAAGAGUGUUGGAAGCUCUUGGCAUCCAUGUGACAUAAACAAACAUAUUGAUGACCAAUAUCUCGACCCAUGUAGGAUCAAGCCUAAUUCAAAUGCAGGAAAAAGUACAAUUUUCUUCAAAAUAUACAAUUCACCAGCUCCACAUUCUUAUCUUUGUGUUAGCAGUUGCACAUGUGCUAUAUUGUAUUACAACUUUGGCAUUUGGCAAACUAAGGAUCCUGAGAGAUUUAGAUUUGCAAGAGAGACAUCAUUUGGACGUAGACAUUUGCAUUUCUGGAGGAACUCGCCAAUUCUUCUCUGGAUAGUUUGUUUCUUCAGACAAUUCUAUGCAUCGGUUGAACGAGUAGACUAUCUUACUCUCAGACAUGGCUUUGUAAUGGCACAUUUAGCACCUCAGCAAGAAAAAAAAUUCGAUUUUCAGUUGUAUAUCAAUAGAGCACUUGAAGAAGAUUUCACAGACGUCGUUGGAAUAAGUCCAGUAUUAUGGAUAUUUGCAGUGCUCUACUUUCUGACAAAUACCAAUGGUUGGUAUUCAUACUAUUGGCUACCAUUCAUACCCUUAAUUAUAAUACUACUGGUGGGCACAAAACUACAAGUGAUUAUAACAAAAAUGGGACUAAAGAUUCAAGAAAGAGGAGACAUUGUUAAGGGGGCACCAUUAGUUGAACCAGGGGAUGAUCUUUUCUGGUUUAAUCGCCCUGCUCUUUUGCUCUUCUUGAUUCACUUUGUUCUAUUUCAGAAUGCAUAUCAACUUGCUUUCUGUGCUUGGAGCUGGUGGAAAUUUCAUUUGCCAUCUUGCUUCCACAAGAAUGCAGCAGACAUAGCCAUAUCACUCUCCAUGUGGGCUCUCAUUCAAUUUCUUUGUAGCUACGUGACUCUUCCGCUAUAUGCUUUGGUUACUCAGAUGGGAUCAACCAUGAAACCAGUUAUCUUUGGUGACAACGUGGCAUCCGCCAUACGAACAUGGCAUCAGACAGCUAAGCAACGGGCAAAUAAUGGCCGGCCGUCAGAAAAUAUGAGUCCAUUCACGAGUAGGGCAGCCACACCAUUGGGUUGGAGGUUCCUCUCCAGUCCACCAAAAACAUGGUCAAUAUCCUCAUGUUGAACCAUCACCUAAUUCUUCCCGUAAGAGGAGUGAGGGUAAUUCAGAAUCGAGCUUCAGGCAAAGCCUUGAUGGUGGAAGUGAACAACCUGACAUUGAGAUUUCCUUGAAUGAUUUCUCGCUUGGAAACAAAAGUAAUUGAAGUUUUUAGGGCCCACUGUUCUCAGAUACCUUAAUAGAAUCGUGUUCAAUACUAAUACAAUAUUACCUUAGAGUAAUUGAAAUUUUUAUCCCUGUACAUUUCUAAGUGGAAAUUGAGCUACGAAGCGUGAAGAGUGUGUUUGUUAUAGACA